Messenger RNA from Nymphaea colorata (pocket water lily), 1337 nucleotides. RefSeq lists its product as uncharacterized. Bases 43 to 711 code for a protein of 222 amino acids. The transcript has 2 exons. NCBI's taxonomy places the organism in Eukaryota, Viridiplantae, Streptophyta, Magnoliopsida, Nymphaeales, Nymphaeaceae. The record is from RefSeq and is a predicted model, not a curated record.
AUUUCUCUCCCUUACCUUACGCCAUUUCUCUCCCUUGCUCUAAUGGCGACCAACGCAACAGGAGCCAUCUUUCUGUGCUUCAUCCUCUUCCCGACCUGCUUGCACGGACAAUCACAAAAUCCCACACCAGCUCCAUGGCCUGAGCAAUUCCACUCGAUUCUCUGCAUGAACUUCAGCGGAGAGCUGCAGAUCAUCGACCUCUGGUACGACUGGCCCAAAGGCAGAAACUUCAACAUCAUUCAGCACCAACUCGGGAAGAUCCUCUAUGACCUCGAAUGGAACAAUGGCACCUCCUUCUUCUACACCCUGGACGCGGACCAGGAGUGCAGAAGCGCCCAAUUGGAGGUUGGUAUCCUCAGACCCAACUGGCUGGACGGUGCCAACUAUCUGGGGCAACAAUACGUGGAUGGGUUCCUCUGUAAUGUGUGGGAGAAGGUCGAUUUCUUAUGGUAUUAUGAGGAUGUUGUCACCAAAAGGCCUGUUCAUUGGGUUUUCUACACAGGAAGAGCUGCUCAUGUGAUGACGUUUGAAGUAGGGGCGGUUUUGGAAGAUGAAAAGUGGCAAGCGCCUGUGUAUUGCUUCGACAAGGAGGAGGAGGAGGAGAAGCCGGGGAGACUUGGCAAUUCCCACUUUCAAUUUGAUGGAAUUUUCAUGGAAAAUCUGGCGCGGAAAAGGGGUCUCAAGGGAAUUGGAGGUUCCACCUUCCUGUGAUAUAUGGGUUUGCAGCCUGUGUUUCCAUGUUUAUGAAGAUUCAUACGAAUAAUAAGUUGUUUCCUGACAACUUUUUGGCAUCAACUAUUUGAUGAAGACUGAUGCAUGUGGUUCUGGCCGAAUUAGGCACAAGGAGCAAGUCGACUUGAAGGGAAGAAUAUGAGGUCAAUGACAUGCCACGAUUCUCCAGUAAUCCUGCAACAUCUGCUUCAUCUGAUUGAUCUAUUAUGUCAAGAGGUGAAGAAGAACAGGAAUUUUCUAAAAUCUCUUUGUGGUUUCGCUUCUGUAGAACCUUUCGAAUAAAGGUAAAUAGCUAAUGCUCUUAGUUACUUCGUCGGCCGCCGGAUGUUACAUGAAGAGCUAUAAAUGGUUUGAUGUAAGAGCAAGAGUUUGCUGAAAAAGAGACGUUACAAGCUCCAUUCAUGUGGCCAGAAAAUCAUAUUAUAUGUCUUCUGCAAUUCAAGAGCCUGUCCAUUUAGAACAUCCUUAUCUUUGUUACUUCCCCAAAGACCGGGAAGUGAAAAACAGUGUGCUCUAUCCAAGUCGCUUUCCAGCAUUAUGCACCCACUCUGUGUCGGAUAUCUGCUUAAGUGGGAUAACACUCUUGUGGUAGACACAGUUUGAUA